GAGACUCGGCCCCAAAAGCGGCGGCCAUUGGAGGUGGCUGCGGCAGCUGAUGUGGCCUCAUGGAUGAGCUGGUACAUGACUUAGCGUCAGCCUUAGAGCAGACAUCGGAGCAGAAUAAGCUUGGUGAGCUGUGGGAGGAGAUGGCCCUGAGCCCCCGGCUGCAGAGGCGGCAGCUUCGCAAAAGGAGAGGCCGGAAGCGCCGUUCCGACUUCACUCACCUGGCGGAACAUACCUGCUGCUACAGCGAGGCCUCCGAGUCGAGUCUUGAUGAAGCCAUCAAGGACUGUCGAGAAAUGGCCCCUGUUGCCAAUUUUAGUGACUCCGAUGACACAAUGGUAGCCAAGCGGCACCCAGCUCUCAAUGCCAUUGUUAAGAGUAAGCAGCACUCUUGGCACGAGUCUGACUCCUUUACUGAAAAUGCACCGUGUCGACCACUCCGGCGCCGGCGGAAGGUGAAGCGAGUGACCUCGGAGGUGGCUGCCAGCCUUCAGCAGAAGCUCAAGGUGUCAGAUUGGAGCUAUGAGAGAGGCUGCAGGUUCAAGUCGGCUAAGAAGCAGCGUCUGUCCCGCUGGAAGGAGAAUGCUCCCUGGGCCUCCUCUGGUCAUGGGUUGUGUGAAUCAGCAGAAAAUAGGACUUUCCUAAGCAAAACAGGAAGGAAAGAAAGGAUGGAGUGUGAAGCAGAUGAACAAAAACAGGGCUCUGAUGAGAACAUGUCAGAAUGUGAAACCAGCAGUGUGUGUAGCAGCAGUGACACAGGGCUGUUUACCAACGAUGAAGGACGGCAAGGAGAUGAUGAGCAGAGCGAUUGGUUCUAUGAGGGAGAAUGUGUCCCAGGAUUCACUGUCCCUAAUCUUCUGCCAAAGUGGGCUCCUGAUCAUUGCCCUGAAGUAGAAAGAAUGGAUUCUGGACUGGAUAAACUUUCCGAUUCCACAUUCCUUUUACCUUCUCGACCAGCUCAAAGAGGGUACCAUGCACGCUUGAAUCGUCUGCCUGGAGCUGCAGCUCGAUGCCUCAGGAAGGGCCGAAGAAGGCUUGUUGGGAAGGAGACCAGCAUAAGUUCUGAGAGAAUAGGCCACAUCAUUAGUGACCCUCGGCAGAAGGAUUUCUGGUUACCGUCAGCUGGGAAAAGAGAACGAAAUCAGGUAAGAUCGCUUUUCUUUGUCAUCUUUAUUUUAUCAUUUGAUUUCCUUUCCUUUAGAAAGAAUAAAGCAUUGGCUUCUGAUUUUCCUCACAUUUCUGCUUGUGCACAUGAGUUUAAUCCCUUGUCUCCUCUUUACUCCUUGGAUGUUCUCACCGACGCUUCUCACCGAAGAUGUUCACCAGCACACUGCUCUGCCAGACAGGCAAACAUACAUUUGGGACCCCCAUGUUCACGUGACAUCAAGAGGAAACGGAAACCUGUGGCCACAGCAUCUCUGUCCAGCCCAAAUGCAGUUCACGUGGAUGUAGCGGAACCAAGCACGCCAGCAUCACAGGUCCCGAAAUCUCCAAACCCCGAGUGGUUGGUCAGGACCUCUGCCGCAGAGAGAGCCACUGACUCCGCUCCAGCUACGUUUUUUAAAAUGCCACCAGAAAAGAGCUCCGGAUACAGCUAGAGAGCAGGAUCCCGCCCACCAGGAGCCCACUGGAUGCUGUGAAACGCAUCCUAAACUUGGUAUCAGUCUCGCAUAUCGUAAUUGACAUUCCCAGUCCUUCCACCGCCAGGAUGACCCUUCUUUCACACCAAGCAGUGGACUCUUUCUCUUAUGAAAUCAUGUGGAAAUCUGUUUUUUGGUUUUCUGUUUGUUUUUUU
This is a messenger RNA of Enhydra lutris kenyoni (northern sea otter), 1792 nucleotides long. Its product is annotated as G-patch domain containing 2 like. Bases 60 to 1595 code for a protein of 511 amino acids. The transcript has 10 exons. NCBI's taxonomy places the organism in Eukaryota, Metazoa, Chordata, Mammalia, Carnivora, Mustelidae. The record is from RefSeq and is a predicted model, not a curated record.